Messenger RNA from Spinacia oleracea (spinach), 2834 nucleotides. RefSeq names its product pentatricopeptide repeat-containing protein At5g25630. Bases 661 to 2472 code for a protein of 603 amino acids. Lineage: Eukaryota; Viridiplantae; Streptophyta; Magnoliopsida; Caryophyllales; Amaranthaceae. The transcript is spliced from 4 exons. The record is from RefSeq and is a predicted model, not a curated record. Gene Ontology annotation, molecular function: protein binding.
UAAUUUCACGAACAUGGUCUCAUAUUUCCCUUUAGUUGCUCUGCUACCACGCAUCUUCUCUCUUUCUCUCUCCUCCCCAGUAAUCUUUCACCCUUCAAAAACCCCAAUUAAGUAUUUGACAGAUUGAAUCCUUUUUGACACGGAGGAUGUUCUUCUAGAUCUAUAGCCUCGCCUGUAGCCUGAGAGUAUAUUAGUGCUAACUGUAAACUUCAUGUGACACGUAUGAGCUCUGGCAUGAAGUUGCUGAAAAUCUUAUGCUUAAUCUGAAAAGUCAAGAUUUCAAGAAGAAGAUUCGAUCAAGGCCAUUCCUUUUUUUUUUCCAAGACAACACUUAAUGGGGAUUUUAUAUUUCACUUUUGUUUCUGCUUCUCUGAUAUUCAGUUUCUUCACAGCCCAUACUGACCCUUAACCAAUCCUGUGAUCAAAAUUUUAAUACUCAGAAACAUUGUAACACACUGAUGAUUGCACCAUCUUUUGUCUAGGGUCUCAAUGGAGGCAGCUCGUUGACUCUCCUCCUAUUUAUGGCUUAUGAUUUCUUCACAACCCCCAAUAGUAUAUGUCCUGGGUGUACAAAUGUUGGUUAACACUUAGCAAUCAUCUUCUUCGAAGGCAUUGAGGUAGGAUAACGUGCUCGGCAGACAAGUGGUGUUCAACUACUGCAUGGAAAAACGGAAAGGACAAACCAAUUCAAGGGAGAAAUGGGUUCGAGCUUCACCGACCAUGGAUAAAGUCUAUCCAACAUCGGCUACUGAUGAGUUUCCAUCAGGGAACACUUGCCGUAUCUGCUUGGAAAACCGCGGUUGUCAUACAGUUCUCUCAAGAACAAAACUAAUGACUAAGUUAGUGAAAAGGAAGAAACCUGAAGAAGUUUUUUCCAUAUAUGAAAGCUUGACGGAAGAAGGACAUAGGCCAACUCUUGUGACGUACACAACACUCUUAGCUGCCCUUACUGCCCAGAAGAAGAUCAAGUCAAUUCCUUCUCUCAUUUCAAUGGUGGAGGAGAAGGGAAUGAAACCUGACUCUAUAUUCUUCAAUGCGGCCAUAAAUGCUUAUUGUGAAGCAGGUGACAUGAAAGGAGCAAUGAGAAUAUUCUACAAGAUGAAGCAAAAUGGGUGUAAACCCACUAUCAGUACUUUUAAUACAUUGAUAAAAGGAUAUGGCCUUGUUAGGAAGCCUGAAGAAUCAUUGAAGUUACUUGAGCUAAUGUCAGAAGAAGAAAAUGUCAAACCAAAUGACAUGACUUACAAUAUUUUAGUCCGAGCGUGGUGCAAGAAGAACAUUUAUGAAGCAUGGAAUAUAGUGUAUAAAAUGGUGGCCGCAGGUCUACGACCUGAUGUUGUCACCUACAACACAUUAGCAAGGGCUUAUGCAGAGAGUGGGGAGACUAAUAAAGCUGAAGCAAUGAUACAUGAAAUGCAGAAGAAUAAAAUUGAGCCUAACGAACGGACAUGUGGUAUCAUCAUCAGUGGAUAUUGUACUGAAGGAAAUAUGGCUGAUGCAUUACGAUUUCUCUAUCGGAUGAGGGAUCUUGGGGUGGUCCCCAAUCUUGUCGUGUUUAAUUCCCUUAUCAAAGGAUUUUUGGACACUAUGGACACUGAUAGUGUUGAUGAGGCAUUGAAUUUGAUGGAAGAUUUUGGGAUCAAACCAGAUGUAGUAACAUUUAGCACAAUCAUGAAUGCAUGGAGUUCAGCAGGACUUAUGUCAAAAUGCCAGAAUAUGUUUGACGAUAUGGCAAAGUCUGGCAUACAACCUGAUAUCCAUGCAUACAGCAUACUUGCAAAAGGCUAUGUGCGUGCUGGUGAACCUGAUAAAGCAGAAGCACUGUUGAUGUCUAUGAAUGAAUCAGGUGUCCAUCCGAAUGUUGUAAUAUUCACUACUGUUAUCAGUGGUUGGUGCAGUGUAGGGAAGAUGGAAUAUGCUAUGAGAGUUUACGAGAAGAUGAAUGAGAUGGGGGUUUCCCCAAAUUUGAAAACCUAUGAAACUUUGAUAUGGGGUUUUGGGGAAGCUAAACAGCCCUGGAAAGCAGAGGAAUUGCUUCAGACCAUGGAAAACACUGGAGUCUUUCCUGAUGACAGCACUAUCCAACUUGUUGCAGAUGCUUGGCGUUCUAUUGGCUUAAUAAAUGAAGCCAACAGAGUCAUAAAACACGACAUAAUGGAAAAGGAUCAAGGAGUUGAGAAACCCGUGGAAAGUUUGGAGAGGAUAUAUCAAAAUCAAAAUAAUAAUGGGGAUACACCUGGUUUCUUUGCAGCAACUGACCAAAAAGGAGCAGCUGCUGCAAGUAGGAUAAACGAGAUGUUUCCAAGUAAAAACAGAAAAUGGGUAAGGAAUGUAUCAGCAGGCAGAAACAUCACAUCUUUUGUUCGCAGAUGUGGAUUUGGCGUGAGACAGUACUUUGUAUGCCGGAAGGUGUUUCUCAGUGAGAUAAAAAUAUCAGGGAAGCUUGUAUAUUCGUGUAAAGCAGUGAUCUAGAAUUGUAAAUCCAUGGUCAGAGUCAGUUGGCUUAACUUUGUCUGUGAUGAUUCUUGUCAGAUCAAAACUUCAGCUCUCUUGAAUCUGGAACAAUAUCUUGGUAAAUACUCAGAAAGGAUGUCUUGUAUGGUUCAUUAGCAAGAUCAAAGGAAGCUGAUUAUUCUGGCAUCAGUUGAUUCCACAUAUUAGCUGCACAAACUCAUGUAAACAGAAAAAACAGUUCAAAUUCAGAUGUGAAUCAACUUUCCGAUUAUUGUAAUUAGUGAAUAUUGAAUACUACUGUAAUUAGUGAAUACGGAGUAUAAGUUGUUGCAUAUUAAUCUCUCUUUUUACGCAGUAUCUAUACUAUAUAUUAAACAAUA